Lycium barbarum (goji berry) is the source of this 2427-nucleotide messenger RNA. Its product is annotated as mitogen-activated protein kinase homolog MMK2-like. Gene Ontology annotation, molecular function: MAP kinase activity; ATP binding. The record is from RefSeq and is a predicted model, not a curated record. The transcript is spliced from 6 exons. The coding region runs from base 1069 to 2190 and encodes 373 amino acids. Gene Ontology annotation, cellular component: nucleus; cytoplasm. Gene Ontology annotation, biological process: protein phosphorylation; intracellular signal transduction. Lineage: Eukaryota; Viridiplantae; Streptophyta; Magnoliopsida; Solanales; Solanaceae.
CGAACUCUAUACAAUCUUGUGAGAUUUCCAUUACUAUAAAGGGGUUUGAGUUUGAAUAGAGUACGUAAGUAAUUUCUGUAUCUACAUAGGUAUUGCAAUAAGUAGGGGUUCAAAGACGAGAUAUUGUGAGGUGUAUGCUUAAGUGAGUGAUCAGUGCUAUAAUAGAUAUUUAGAGUAAUUUCCUCUUAUAGUUAGCGGUUGUUUAGUUCACAUACUAGUUAUAUGGGAUUAUAAUGCAGAGUUAUUUAGGAAGGAAAUAAUAAUGAAGGGAUGAUUAUGCAGUGAUUGAUAAUGAGGAGAUUGUUAUACAUUAAAAACUAACAUUAAAUACCUUAAUAGUUCAAUUCCGUAUUGUUAAUACACGUAUCUUAUUCCACAUUUUAUAUCUAAUAAAAUAAUACAUACAUUCCUACAUAACUUAAUGCCUGUAUUAUUUUAUACAACGUCAAAUGCUAUAUUGUGAUGAUUUAUGUAACCAACCAAACUAUAUUAUCUUAUGCACUGUGCUGGAUUUUAGGCUGAGAUUAAUUAUUCAAAACCAUCAACCAGACAACCGCCAAGUGUACUUUUAGUUGAAUGGCAAAAUGAGAAUUUCCUAACGUAUACCGCAAACAAAAUCGUUGCCACAAAAAAUUCUAUAGUAUUACCUAUGCAUGUAAAAUACAAUAAAUGGAAGCAUGGUAUGUAGUCAAUGUUUACACACUUGUGUGGUGAAAAUUUUAAAGAGGACUCUCCAUUACAAUAAAGAGAAAGGAAAAAAGCAAAACUCAAAGAAAAGUCAAUUUCCUUCACGGGCAACAACAAUGGCACCCUUCCAGUUCAAAAGUUCCCACAUGAUCACGUAUGUACUCUCUAGAAAAUUGAAAGAAAGAAAGAAAAGAGAAUCACCACAACUCUUUACAAUUUAGUUGUAUUAUUCACCACCCAAAAAGGAAAAGAAAGGAAAUGCAAAGGAUCUUUUUCUUCUUCUUCAACUUGGAAAAAAACACUUCCCUUUCAUUUUAGUGUUGUAGUACAAGAUUCUUUAAACCCUUUUUUGGUCUGAAUUUUGGGUGAUUUUCUCGAGCUAUGUCUAUCGAUUCGAGUUCAGCUGAUCAUGGUAACAUAAGAGGAGUUCCAACUCAUGGUGGUCGAUAUGUGCAGUAUAAUGUGCAUGGUUCUCUCUUUGAAGUUUCAAGAAAAUAUGUUCCUCCUAUUAGACCUAUUGGUCGUGGAGCUAAUGGAAUGGUUUGUGCUGCUAUGAACUCGGAGACACGUGAGGAAGUAGCUAUUAAGAAGAUUGGGAAUGCAUUUGAUAAUGUUAUAGAUGCCAAAAGGACAUUAAGAGAGAUAAAGCUUCUCAGUCACAUGGAUCAUGAGAAUGUAAUUGCAAUUAAAGAUGUUAUAAGGCCUCCUCAAAAGAAGAAUUUCAAUGAUGUGUACAUUGUUUAUGAACUGAUGGACACUGAUCUUCAUCAGAUUAUUCAUUCCAACCAACAGCUCACUGAUGAACACUGUCGACAUUUUCUGUACCAAGUAUUGCGAGGACUUAAGUACAUUCACUCUGCCAAUAUCUUGCAUCGCGAUUUAAAGCCGAGCAAUUUGCUUGUGAAUGCAAAAUGUGACCUAAAGAUUGGAGAUUUUGGGCUAGCAAGGACGACAACUGAGACAGAUUUCAUGAUGGAGUAUUGUGUAACACGCUGGUAUCGUGCUCCAGAGUUGCUACUAAAUUGUUCAGAAUAUACAUCGGCCAUUGAUAUUUGGUCAGUAGGCUGCAUACUUGGUGAAAUAUUGACAAGACAACCCCUUUUUCCAGGCAGAGAUUAUGUACACCAGUUGAGACUUAUCACUGAGCUUAUAGGCUCACCUGAUGAUGCCAGUCUUGGGUUUCUCCGGAGUAAUAAUGCCCGGAGAUACGUUAGACAGCUUCCAAGGUACCCAAAGCAACAAAUUUCUGCCAAAUUCCCGAAUUCAUCUCCUCGAGCUGUAGAUUUGCUUGAAAAGAUGCUCAUCUUUGAUCCAAGCAGGCGUAUUACUGUUGAUGAAGCUCUGAGUCAUCCGUACUUGGCACCUCUUCAUGAUAUCAAUGAGGAGCCUGUUUGUCCAAGGCCUUUCAGUUUGGAUUUUGAGCAGCCAUCUCUGACUGAAGAUAAUAUCAAGGAGCUCAUCUGGAGGGAAGCUGCAAAAUUUAAUCCUGAUCCAACUCAUUGAAAGAAAUGUGGUUAUAUGAUGUAAAACAAUAAGCGUUUGGUUUGGUUAGCUUUCUCUAAUAUAGUGUAUUAGACUAGUAAUGUUCCCCCCUGAAGAUGACUGAAUAAAUAUGGUGGAGCUCUUGAGUUCAAGAAAUUGUUAGUGGCUUAAAGUCAGAUACUUAUUCCCUUGUUAUGUUUGGUUUAUUGGUAUUGUAUAAAGAAGCCAAAGAGUAGCCUGCGAUCAGAUGGUUCUAUA